AUGGACUACACAGUCCCUACCAGCAGCAUGACCACAAAGGAUUUGAACGAGAAGAUGCUCGAGUCUUACCAGCUCCGUCAUGACGGUUGCGUGGCCACAUGCCGGGUCAUCGAGUACGAGAACGAGAUGCGCCUUGCCAAAGCCGAAGCCACCAUUAGCUCAGCCCUCAAAGAGCUCGCUGUGGCAAAGAACUUGGCUAAAGGCGCGCAAGCUAAGUCCAAGGCGAUCGACACCGGGGCACUAGUCUUCGAUCCUAGCAUAUCCGAAGGUCAACGAUUACUCGAUGACCAACACCUGCAACAGCGCAAGGCUGAGAAAGCUGUGCUGGAGCCCAACGCACUGAUGUCGGCGCGAGAGACGGCUGAGACUAGGGUCCAAGAUGCUCGCGAUCGACUAGUCGAAGUCAAGGCUGAAGCUCUGCGCAAAGAGACGGAUGCGAAAUCGGUCGCGAAGUAUGUGCGAGACAAAGUCGGUGAUUACAUGGAAAAGUUGCUGGACCUUGAAUCACGAGUCGACAUUCCGAUGUCGACAGCUACUGGCAUCACAUCUGUUACUAAAGACCGACCCAUCGACCAACGCCGCGGCAAAGCUGAAGCUGACCUCCGCUCCGCUCAGCUUGCUUAUGAAUAUCACAUCGAGUCAAACCCCACAGCAGCAGCAGAAUCGAAGGCAGAAGCGGAAGCCGCCUACAAGACGUUCAAGGAAGCUGUGCAGGCGGUGCGAGAAGCAGAAGAUCAGUCUAAACUGACUUCGGCGGCCCACAACUCAUCUGGGCGGGUUUAUGUUUCAUGUCUUGCGGCCUGUGACCAAACCUACAAGGCUCGGUGCGAGAUGAUUGAGGCCCUUCGGCGCCACAAAUCUGCGGCUGCGAAAGCUCGGGAGUGCCACAAUCGGCCGAUUAUAUUGCGUUGUCUGGUUCGAUCGGCUGAGGCGAAGCUUCUAUUCUCGAGAUAUUAG
Molecule: messenger RNA, 957 nt
Organism: Parastagonospora nodorum SN15
Lineage: Eukaryota; Fungi; Ascomycota; Dothideomycetes; Pleosporales; Phaeosphaeriaceae
Exons: 3
Coding region: 1-957 (318 amino acids)
Source: RefSeq, a predicted model, not a curated record